Paramecium octaurelia is the source of this 7493-nucleotide messenger RNA. The record is from the annotation of a GenBank genome assembly. NCBI's taxonomy places the organism in Eukaryota, Ciliophora, Oligohymenophorea, Peniculida, Parameciidae.
AUGUCUCAAACACCAGAAUAGAAUCGAAAUUAAGAAGUGUGGCUCAGAAACUCAUUGAACAAAAACAAUAGAUUAGAAUUCGAGAUAAAGUCUUUGCAAAAUGAAGUGAAAACUAAGAACCAAUAAUUGUCAUAAUUGGAAUUGGAUUAUAAGGGUCAAGUUAAUUAACUUUAACAGCAAAUUCAAAUAAAUCAAUCAUUACAACUUCAGAUUCAGUAGAUUUCCCAAGCUAACACUGAUCAAAAGAAAGCAACUGAAUAAUUAACUGACCAAAAUAAUUAAUUAAGAAAUUAGCUGAAGUAAGUUUAAGAAACUAAUAACAUUGAAAAAAAUUAAAGUAAACAGCUUUUGGAAAGAGGCAACGCAGAUAUCCAAAAGUUAAGGAAUGAAAUACUAUAAUUACAGAGAAAUAAUGACAGUUUAUAAUAAUAAAAAACAUACCAGGUCUCGUAAUUGGAUUCCAAUUCUAAAAAAGUAAUAGAAGAACUCUAAGAAUAAAUUCGUAAACUGUAAUUGUCAGCUACAAGUAAAAUAGAAUCAUUGACUUCUGAGUUGUCUUUAAAAAAUGAUUAAUUGGAUAAAUUAACGAAGGAAAUUAAUAUCAAAAAGAAUGAAAUCUACUAGAGUACUGCCAAUUAUGAAGCUGUAAAUGCAACAAAGUCCUAAUAAUUGAUUUAAGCAUAAUAAAUCUAGUAGAAAUUGUAAUAAGACUUUCAUGAUAAGCUAGCCUAAUUUUAAUUGUAAGCAUAAAUGAAGAUUACUUAAAUGGAACAAGAAAUAGUAUAAAAAAAUACAAUAAUUGAAAAGGCCAAUUAAGAUCUGGCCAAAAAGGCAUAAGAAAUAAAAGAAAACAAUUAAAAUUUUGAAUAGAUCAACAAUUAAAAUCAAAAGAAGUUGUAAGAAAUGAUGAUUCAGAUUCAGAAAUUAUAAUUAGCAAUUGAAUCAGAAAACACUCAAUUCGAUAGAAAAAAGGGAGAUCUAAAGGUAUAGAUUGAUAAUCUAGAAAAAGAUUUAAAUAUUUAAUAAUAAUCCACCAAUUAAUAUACAUAAAAAUUGAAUAAUGAAAUCAAUCAAUUAAAGAACUAAAAUUUAGAUUUAUAAAGGUAACUGAGUGAAAAACACAAAUCCUUUUGUUUAUCAUAAACAGAAUCAGAUGCUUAGAUUAAAUAAUUGAAUUUAUAAAUAAACUCGUUUUAAAAGGAAAUUUAAUUGAAAAAUUAGUAGCUUUAAUAAUCGGAAAGCUAAUUAUUGGAGAUCAAAGUCUUGAAAGUUCAAGAAAUAGAGUAGAUGAAAUUGAAUUUUGAUCAGAGAGAGAAAGAAUUAUUAAUCUAAAAUGAAUAAUUAAACAAUCAUAAUAAGAUGUAAUCCUAAAAGGUUAUAACUUUAUCAAACGAAGAAUUAAAUCGAUAAAUCAAAUAGAUAGAUUCAUUUUGGACUGAAAAAUAUAAUAAUUUAUCGAAAUAGACUAAAGAAGAUAUCUAACAAUUAACUUACUAAUAUCAAAUGCAAUAGGCAUAGAUAGAAUAAUCUAAUAAGGAAAAGAUUUACGUAAUUGAAUAAAAUCAUAAUUAAUUUUUAAAUUCUUAGAAAGAAUUAUUUAAUCUUUAAAUAACAAUACUUAAUAAAUAAAUUUUAGAUUUAUAAAAGGAGAGAGAGAAUUUGAUUAUUGAAUUAGAUAUGAUGAAGGUCAAGGUAAAUGAACUUUAGGAUAAGGCAUCAAAUUUUAAUAGUAGAGAUUAAAGAAAAGAUGAAUUAAUAUAGAGUUAGAUGGCCACAUUAAAGAAUAGCAAAGAAGGUAUAAAUUAUAUUGAAAUUGUAGAGUUAUUAAAUGUUAUCAAUUAAUAAAGUUUAGCCCAUAAAAAGGAGAUCUAUAUCUUUUAAACUAAAAUAGACUAAUUGUAACAGCAAUAUGAUAAUUCUGUAAGAGAAGGAAAGUAAAUCAAAGAAUAAUUGAAGCUCUCUCAACUUGAGGCACAGCAAGUCUAUAAUUUGAGCCAUUAGAAGAACAAGGAAACAUUAAAUGCUCAAGCUGAGAAAGAAUCAGAGAUCAUAAAAUUAUAGUCAGAAUUGUCAAGAGUGGAAACCUUAUAUAAGUAAGUUGUUUUAGAAUUAAAAAUCAUCAAUGAAUAGAAAAAUGAUCUACUAGUUAUUGAUGAUUUUCAAUUAAAAGGGAAAGAUAUUGAAAUUGGAAAUUAGAAGAGUUAUAUAUUGGAAUUGAAACAGAAAUUACAUUAAUUUUAAAAAAGAAUUAAUGAAUUAGAAUUAUAGUUAUAAAAUGCUAAUAAAAAGUUGGGAUAAAAAGAUUAAGAAGCUAAAAAAGAGAUUGAAAAUCUAAAUCAAAGAAUCACUAUUCAGAAACGAUAAAUUUAAGAAGAAAGAGAAAGAUGCGAUGAAUUAGCAGAAGCAUAAGAAAUGGAGGUUUAAACUUGGAAUGAAAGAUUGAAAGAAUAAUAGAAAUUAAAUGAAGAUUUAAUUAUAUAAUUAAUGAGGCUACAAUAAUAGACAUCACAAAAUUCAGGCUUAAUAAAUGAAUUGCAAAAUUUAAAACAAUAAUUUGAAAUAGUAACUAAUUAAUAUAAGCAAUUAUAAGAAGAUGCAUAAGAAGCUACUAAAUAAAAGAGUAUGGUUAAAAAUGUAUAAAUUUAAAUGUUAUAAAAUCAUUAUAACAAAUAAAUGGAUGUGUUGACUUAAUAAUUAGAGGAAAUGAAAGAAUAAAGUUUAAAUUAAAAACUCGAAUUCCCUAUCAUGGAUUUUAAUGUUUAAAUCAUAGCAUUAAAUGAUUUAUUAGUAAAAAAGAAUGCUGAAAUCAAUUAGUUAAAGUCUUAAACCCAGUUAAAAUUAUCAGAAAAAGACAGUGUUAUUGAUUAAUAAAGAGAAUAUACACAACAAUUAUUAAGUGAGUUUGAAAAAUUAUAAUAACAACUAAUAGAUCAACAUGAAUUUUAAGAAAGGGUUGAUAAUCUCUAAAUGAUUAAUGAGGAAAAGGAUAAUUCGAUAUUGUAUUUAAAAGAAGAAAUUGUGAAGUUAAAAUAAGAGAAUAAACUAAUAAAAGGAAAGUUGGAUUUGAAAGAGUAAUCCAUGGUUGUAAUACAGGAUUAGUAGCAAUUGAUCAAACAAUUAAAAAUCGAAUUGUAAAAUAAAUAAAAGAAUGUCUAACCUAAAUAGAUUGCUGUUUCCCAUUUAUAAACAAUGAAAAGUUCAAUACACAGAAUGAGCAAGAGAUCGGAGUCGAGUAGGUAGGAAAAAUCAGAAGUUGAUUGGAAUGGAGAAUCUCAGUUUUUAAUGGGAAAUGGAAGCAACAAAUUACCAUGCUUUCAUCAACAGUCUUCGGAAUCAUUUGCUGAUAAUAAACUCAUCGAAAAAAUGAAUUCAGAAAUAGUUGACACAAAUAUAAGAUUAAGAAACUAAGUAGAUUAACUUAAUUAAGAUAAAUAAAAUCUAUAAAAUGAUUUAACCAGAACAAUUCAAAGUUUGAAUUAAGUUAAAAAUGAAAACAGUGAAUUGAUUCUUAAACUUUAAUACGUUCAAAAGGCAUUGGAAUCUUCAUAAUAAAAUUAGGAAAAAUUGGAGAGGGAAAUAAAUUAAAAGAGGAAAAACGAAAUAAGCAGUGUAUCAUUUGAUGAUUAAAUUAAUUCAAAAGUAAAGGCUAUGAACCAAUAAUUAGAAAACUUAUAAUCAUCAAAAACCUAAUAAAUUCAAUUAAUAAAUCAAUUAUAAUAAGAGCAUUCUGAGUUCUAUCAAUAAAUAGAUAGGCUAAAUGAUUAAAAUAAAGAAUUAAGAAAAAAUAUAACUGUAAUAAAUGAAUUAAACUAAACACAAGAAUAACAAAUUUUAGAAUUAUAGAUGAAGUUAAAGUAAGAAUAAUUGGUAACUGUUAAGUAAAAUUCUGAAGUUAGAGUAUUUUAAUUGAAACAAGAUUAAACUUCUUAAAUAGUAUCAUUUGAGAAUUAACAAUUAAAAUAAUAAAAUGUAGAAUUAUAAAAUAAAAUUUAAGAAUAAAAUUAAUUAAUUUCGAAUUAUGAAAACUAAUAAGAAAAGAAAAAUGGAAUAGAGAAGAAAUAUGAGGAAUAAUAGAAAUAAUUAUACUUAUAUCUUGAUAAAAUAGAUAAUUUGGAAAAUGAGAAAAGAUAGUUAGAAUAGGAAUAAAAUAAGAUAAUAAUAGAUAGUAACAAGCUGUUGGUAAGAAAUGAAGAUUAUGCUAUAAAGGUCAACUAAUUAGAAAGGACAUAUUAAUAGUUGAAAUAACAAUUACAAGAACAGUAAGCUUAACAUGAAAAAUAAUAAGUAUUUUUAGAAAGAGAAAAAUAGUAAUUGCAAUCUUAAGUUAAAUUAUUAAAUAUUUCUUUGCAAAACUUAUAAAAAUUAAAUAAAUCGCAAUGUUCUGAGGAAGAUGCUAAGAAUAAUUAAUUAGUAGCUGAUAAAUAAAUUAAUGAUUUAAAUUCUAAAUUGCAAGAAAAAAUUCUUCAAAAUAAAAAUCUCUAAUAAUAAACUGAAUAAUAAAAUGCAGAGAUUCGAAGUCUAAAUUUAUAAAUAUAAUCUUUACAAUAAAUGUAUAUGCCUGUUUAGAAUUAAAUGUAAGAAUUAUAAAUUCUGAUAGAACAAUAAUAGAAAAAAAUUGAAAAAUAAUCAUAAUACUAAACUACAUUUUCUUCAACUUAGAGAAUAAAUGAAUUAGAGAAAGAAUUAUAAGAAAAGUCAAAAAUAAAUGAAGAAAUAACGUAUAGGAAGAAUUUCUUUGAAUCAUAGCUUUAGAAUAAUGUUAGAGAGAUGAAUGAUCUUAGAUAAAAGAUUACAUAGUACUAAUUAAUAAAUGAAUAACUAAAUGAAUAAAUUGAUUAAUUGAUAAAUGAUUAAGAAUAGGUGAAGUUAGAACAUGAGUAGAAGAUGAUAGAUUAUCAGAAUAGUGUAAGAAGAUAGAUAUCAACAUUUCAUAAUAAUUCUGUUGAUCUAUUGGAUUAAGUAGAUCAAUUAAACAAACAAAAUUAAGAGAAUAAAUAAUAAAUACUAAAGAUGGGUUAACAAUUAAGAGAACGUGAAUUUGAGAUAUAGAGACAAUAACAGGACUUUUUACAAUAAUAAAAUUAUUAUCAAGAGUUAUAGGUGACUAUUGUGAAUGAAAACAAUUAACUUAAAAGUUAGUUACAUCAAAUGGAAAUCGAGUUGCAGAAUGUAAAAUUCAAAGACAAUCAAUCUGUGACAAAUUUGACAGCCUCUUAAGAAUUGAAAUUUAAACACUUAUAUGAAGCAAUACAGGAAAAAGAAAAUAAAACAAAUUAAAUGAAUAAAGAGUUACAACACCAAUUAGUAUUGUAUGAUAAAUAAGCUAAAACAUUGUAAAAUAGAAUUACUCAUUUGGAGGAUGAGAUUAAGUAAUACUAAGAAAAAGAGUCUAUAAAUUAUGAAUCUACUGUUACCUUCCAUCAACCAGAAGAGAUCUAAUAAUUGCAUGAAUAAAAUAUCAAGUUGACUAGUUAAGUUUAAAUGUUUUCAUCUUCUCAUUUUCAAUUAGAAAAACAACUAAAUGAAUAUGAUGAAAAGGUUAAAUAUUUAUAAUUUAGACAAGAGAAUGAAAUCAAAAAACUAUCAGAAGAGCAUAAUUAACGACAAUAAUAAUUGAGUGAUUAGUUAAGCAUGUCAAAAAAGGACUUAAAAGAUUUAUAGAAUAAACUUGGUCAAUUAACUUUAUAGUCUUAAGAUUAAACUGUUUAAAAUGAAAAGCUUUAAAAAUAAAAUUAAUAAUUAUCAUAAUAAAUAUUUAAUUAAUAAAAGGAUAUUAAUACCUACAAUCAAUAAGCAAACGAAAAGUUAGAAUCAGCUAAUCAAUUGAAUCAAUAACUAUUAAAAUAGAUUAGCCAAUUGAAUAAUAUCAGACAAUAGGAUUAGGAUGAAAUUAGAAAAUUAUCAACUUAGUUAAAAUAAUUAUAGGAUUAAUAAGGAAAUUAUCAAAAUUAAAUCAGAUUUUUGUAGAAUUAACUGAAUGGUAUCAAUUAGGAUUCAACAUUAGAGUAAAAUGAAAUAGCCGAAUUAAAGUAGACUAUCGACUAAUUGAUUAAUGAGAAUGAAACGCUUAAGGGUGAUGGAUAGAAGUCAAAAUUUGAUCAAUCUAAUGAAUUAAGAAAAAAAAUCAGACAACUAACUUAAUAAAAUGAAAUAUAAAAGUAAGAAAUAAUAAUAUUAAAAUAAUAAAUAACAUCAGAAUAAAACACUAAUUAAAAUGAACAAUAAAACUAUAAACGACAAAUUGAAAAACUUUAAAGCUAAUCUAAGCAAGGAAGAAAUGAAAAUUCUACUGCGUCUGAUAAGCAGAUGGACUAAAUAAAAGUAUUAUAAAAAAACUUACAAUAACUGUAGAAAAGCUUAAGAGACUCAGAAGAAUAAAAUAGAAAUCUGCAAAGAUAAGUUAAUUUAUUAUAAAAUAAUGAAUAUGAGUAAAGGUAAAAGUAGAAAAAGAGAGCUCUAAAAGAUAAAAUUAUAGAGCUUUAGUAGUAAUUAUCAAAUUCUUAAAGAGAUUAUAGUCGAAGUGAGAAGGAUCAGUCAAAUAAUUUGGUUAAGUUCUAUGAUAAGGAAAUCGAAGAAAAAUAGAGAUUAAUUAAUUCGUUGGAAGAAUAAUUUAAGAUUUUAUAAAAGGGCUAUGAGGAUUAGGAUCAAGAAAUAAAGUUAUUAGAGGAUGAGAAUAGUAAAUUGAAAUAUUAAUCAGACAACUACUAAAAUGAACUUGCGAUCCUAAGAAUAAAUCAGAAUUUAUCAUUAAAUCCAAAUAUCACAAUUAAUAAUCUCAACAUUCAAUAGGAAAACAAAAUACUUGAAUUAAGAAUCUAAAAAUUAACCACACAAUUAGAUGAGUUGAAUUUAAAGUUAUAAGACUCAGAAAAUGACUUAGCUGAUAUGAUUGAAAAUUAUAAGCAAGAAUAAUAAGUAAUUAUAUAAUUAACCAAUUAGAAAAAUAAAUAAUUAGAAUUAAAUCUUAGAAACUCCAAAUUACCAUAAAAGGAUACAGAAAAUUAAUAUCGAUAAAUGAUUUUAUAAGAAUUUCCUAUUUAUGUAUGCUUUAUAAUUAUGUUAUUAGAGCGAUUAAACAUUGGAAUAAAUGAUAAAUUUGCUGAUUCUGAAUGCAAUUCCCAAUCGCUCAUCACAAAGAAGCCAAUAAUUUGUUGAGCUCUAAUAAUAAAAUUAAGAGAUGUUAGAAGAAAUUCAAAUCUUAGUGGAAAAAAUAAAAUCAUAGGAUAUUGAAUAUAAUCAACUCUAGGAACAACUUUAAUAGUCAGGCAAGCAGAAUUCAGUUCGAAGUGCCAAUCACAGUUAUGGAAUGAGCAAUGAUUUUGAGAAAGAUAAAAAAAUUAUAGAAUUAGAAAACAAAUUAGCUUUGCUAGCCAGUGAAAAUUCUAGAUUAAAUCAUAUAAAAGUAUUAUAAUUUUUAUAAUUAUUAAUAGAAUCAACAGCAUAAACAGUUACAAUCACAACAACUUACUUAAUAAGAAAUACAAAAUUAUUGA